Molecule: messenger RNA, 2544 nt
Organism: Ornithorhynchus anatinus (platypus)
Lineage: Eukaryota; Metazoa; Chordata; Mammalia; Monotremata; Ornithorhynchidae
Gene: MYOCD
Product: myocardin
Exons: 9
Biological process (GO): smooth muscle cell differentiation; cardiac muscle cell differentiation
Source: RefSeq, a predicted model, not a curated record
GCCGAAGACCCCCUCAAGCCUAAGAUCAGGACUCGGCCCCGGUGCUCCCGCCCGACCGACAUGCACAUCUUACAAGACUCAGCUGUAGAGAGUUCCGUUCCAGCUCCUCAGAUGAAGCUGAAAAGAGCUCGCCUGGCAGAUGAUCUGAAUGAAAAAAUUGCUCUCCGGCCAGGUCCUUUAGAGGUGGUGGAGAAGAAUAUUAUUCCCGUUGAUUCUGCUGUGAAAGAGGCCAUAAAAGGCAGCCACGUGAACUUCUUCAAACCAGCCGACACCUUCGCCUUCGAGGAAGACAGUAGCAACGAUGGACUGUCUCCCGAGCAGGCCCACAGCGACGACUCUUGGGGCUCAGCGGGGUCGCCCCCGGACCCCAAGGCCCCGACCCCGGCGUUGCCGGCCCGGGCGGGGACCCUUCAGGAUGAGCCUCUGGACCGUGAAAAUGGCAAGAAGGAGGGACCGGCCUUGGUGCUCGGCCAGCCAGGAGGCCUGAAGCAGGGUGGCCCGCUGAGCUCCCCGAUCCCUAUGCCCGCAGCGGUGAAGGCCAAGUCCUCUGGUGACGGCAAGCACCGCCACAAGAAGCCCAAGGACGCCAAGCCGAAGGUGAAGAAGCUGAAAUACCACCAGUACAUUCCGCCGGACCAGAAAGCGGAGAAGUCGCCGCCGCCCAUGGACUCCACCUACGCCCGCCUUCUCCAGCAGCAGCAGCUCUUCCUCCAGCUCCAGAUCCUCAGCCAGCAGCGGCAGCAGCCAGCGCAACAUUUUGCCUACACGGGGCUCCCCAAAGCCCAUCUGAAGGAGCCAAGUGAGCCGAUGGGCAGAAAUCCCAGCUUUGUGUCGUCGGCGAGCGCAGUGGGAAGUGCCCCGCUGUCCCCUGGCAAAACCGCUUUUGCUGGGCAGACUGGUCUUUCCGCCGUCAAGCCCAGCCCCUUGCCAGCGAACCUGGAUGACCUGAAGGUGUCCGAGCUCCGCCAGCAUCUCCGGCUCCGCGGCCUGCCCGUGUCGGGCACCAAGACAGCCCUGAUGGAUCGCCUGCGGCCCUUCCAGGACUGUGGCAGGGGCCCCCUGCCCAACUUCGGCAACGUCACCACCAUGACCUUCCCGGUGACCCCCAGCAGCUCCCUGCCUAGCUACCCAGCCCUUCCCAGCAGGGUCCUGUCCAACGGCUUCUACCACUUCGGCAGCACCAGCUCCACACCCCCCAUCUCCCCAGCCUCCUCCGACCUCUCUAUCGGUGGGUCCCUGCCCGACACCUUCAACGACGGGCAGCUGGCGUCCCCCCAGUUCUGCCUGCAGCCCUCCCCGGUCCACGUCUGCGCGGAGGAGAGCCUCCUCUGCAGCCUCAAUGGGGGGAGCGUCCAGUCGGAGCUGGACGGACUGGAGGCGGAGAAGGACAGGAUGCUGGUGGAGAAGCAGAAGGUGAUCAACGAGCUGACCUGGAAACUCCAGCAGGAACAGAGGCAGGUAGAGGAGCUGCGCCUGCAGCUCCAGAAGCAGAAGCGGGGCGGGGGCCCCGACGAGAAGCCGCCCUGCUUCUUCGGGGUGCCCAUUAAGCAGGAAGACGCCGGGGCUAGUUGUCCUUUUGCCUCGAAGCCGGCCCCCGGGGAUGGCCAGGAAGGUGGUGCGGAGACGCUAAGUACUAGCGGCCAGGCCCCGCCACCCCUCCGGCCGGGCGGCCGAUGCCCCGACUCGGCCGGGCAGGGCAGCCUGCUGUCGUCAACGUUCCUCAGCCCGCAGAGCUCUCCCCAACACUCGCCCCUGGGAGCCGUGAAAAGCCCUCACCACAUCAGCCUGCCCCUGUCUCCCGACAGCCACUACCUGCUCUUGCUGCCCACCGCUGCCCGGGGCGAGGGGCGCGGUGGGCCCCCCCAGGCCAGCGGCCAGCUACGCCCGGCUCAGCAGCUAACUCGGAGCCAGCAGAUGGAUGAGCUCCUGGACGUCCUCAUUGAGAGCGGAGAGAUGCCAGCCAACGCCAGGGAUGACCGCUCCUGCCUUCAGAAAGCCGUCCCGUUCUCCGGGCCCGCCCGGCCCCCCGGCCCCCCGCUCCCCAAACCGUCCUCUCCGUUCACCCCCAGCCCGGCCCCGCUGCCUUUCGACCGCUGCUCCCACAGCGGCGACAACCACUUCGAAGUCUUACUGAGCUCCCACAGCCCGCUGGGGAAGGUGGGCGACCUCCCACUCCUCAAAAUCGGGAGCGAGGAGCCCCAGUUCGAAGGGAUGAUGGACUCCUUCCCCGGGAAGGCCACCGCUGAGCUGCUCGACUCCCACGAGAUCCUGCACGCGCCCCUGUCCCCGAUGCAGACCCGGCUCCCGCCCCCGUCCGCCUCCUCGUCGUCCUCCUCCUUGGUGGAGGGCGGGGGGCUGCCCGUCAGCUUCACCGAGUCCCCCUGGGAGACCAUGGAGUGGCUGGACCUCACGCCACCCGGCUCCGCCGCCGGCUUCGGCUCGGUGGCGGCCGCGGGACCCAACCUCUUCAACAUCGACUUCCUGGACGUCACCGAUCUCAGUCUGAACGCCGGCAUCGACCUUCACCUGCGGCAGUGGUGAGGC